Haemonchus placei is the source of this 762-nucleotide messenger RNA. Lineage: Eukaryota; Metazoa; Nematoda; Chromadorea; Rhabditida; Trichostrongylidae. The record is from the annotation of a GenBank genome assembly.
AUGCUUAACAUCCCUUUCCUAACAAAAUUCAUCCAAUCCACCGUCAAAAGGCAAAAGGUACAAGUUGCCGACUCCGUAGAUUAUCUAAAUUACUAUGUAACGUCAACUAUGUUCGCUUUCUUUGCUUUGGCUAUUUCCGCAAAACAAUAUUUUGGAUCACCGAUACAAUGCUGGGUACCUAGCGAGUUCAGAGGUGGAUGGGAAAAAUACGCUGAAGAUUACUGCUUUAUUGCGAACUCUUACUAUGUGCCAUUCGAAGAGGAAAUUCCGAUCGAUAUCGAGCAUCGCAAAGAUCAUAUCAGUUAUUAUCGAUGGGUACCAAUUAUGUUGGCCUUACAGGCUAUUAUGUUCUUUUUACCGAACUGGGUUUGGAACAUGCUGCACAAACAAACAGCAAUAAGCCCAAGAGAAUUCCUAAAGGAGGCUGAGAAGGUCCGGUUCGCUGUAGGAGAGAAAAGGGAUAAGGAAAUCGAAUCAUUGACUAACUACUUUAUGGAGACUGUGGCCGUCUUUCAACAUGGCACCAAGGAGAAUAAUAAAUACACCACGCCACGCUCCGGAUAUAACGCGACUUUACUGUACCUUCUAACAAAAGCCGCCUAUGUUACCAAUAUUAUUGUGCAAAUCAUUAUUCUCAAUCAUUUUCUUGGACAGAACUACCUUCACUGGGGAUAUGAGAUGACUUCUAAUAUCAUUCGAGGUAAUGAAUGGAAGGAAACAGAAGUCUUUCCUCGUGUCAUCAUGUGCGACUUUCAGGUUUAG